GCUGUGAAGUGCAGCUGUGAAUGGCCAAAGAUGCUUUGCUUCAGCUGUUGAAAAUUUGACAACUACAAAAACUCUUUGAUUCGGUUCUGUUCUGUUCCCAAUAAAAUGAAAAUGGAAUCAAAUGAAGGGUGGAUUGUUUGUCGCGUGUGCCUGAAUAAUCAUGCCGACAGCGAGGACAUGCUCCAGGAUAUAUUCAGCCAAAAUGCCAACACACGUCUUGACCAGAUGCUCCACAUCUGCGCAGGGAUUCCAGUCAGUGCCGAUGACAACUUCCCGGACAAGAUGUGCAGUAAAUGUGUGCGCUGCCUGCGCUUGGCCUUCAAGUUCCGCCAGACCUGCCAAAGAUCGCACCAGCACAUCUCGGACAUGCUGGCCAGGCGCGGCGGCGAAGAGAGUGUCUCUAGUGUCGAGGACUUUGCUGCAGAAAAUAUCUUCAAGAUAUUGGAGGUACACACAGAUCAACUAGACAUGUCUAAUGUCAAGGUAAAGGAUGAGGAGGAGGAGGAGCCACAGGAAGAGACUGUCAGCUUUAUAGUUACGCCGCACGAAGAUGACGUCGGAGGAGAGGGCGAGGGGCUUGAUGCAAUUGUAUACGAUGUCACUGGGGAGGACGACACGGAGACCAGCGUGGACUACGAAGACGCACAAACUGUGAUCGAGGAUCCGGAAACGGAAACGUAUACCGAAUACGAGGAAUAUGAACUUUUGACCAACGAAAACGAAUCCACACCCGUGCACAGUACAGACGACCCAGCAGGAAAAUCUCCCAGAACACGUUCCCGCAACGUCUACCCAGUCGAACCGCCGGACGAUGAUAUGGCCGACGAUAUACUCAGCUCGGACGCACACAGCGACAUGGUCGACGAUAAACCGAAGACAUUGAAUCGAUCGCGAGCGUCGCGGGCUAAACGUUCAGGCAAACUCGGAUUAAUUGCCUUGGACGGGGCACACUUCGAGAAGAAGCUGGGACGCAAGCCGCGGGACAAGCUCAGCACGUACAUAUGCGAUGUAUGCGGAAAUAUCUAUCCGACCCAGGCCCGUCUCACCGAGCACAUGAAGUUCCACAGUGGCGUCAAGCCGCACGAAUGCGAAAUCUGUGGACGUGGCUUUGUACAGAAUCAACAGUUGGUGAGGCACAUGAACACGCAUACAGGGAAUCGGCCGUACAAGUGCAACUACUGUCCAGCUGCCUUUGCCGAUCGCUCCACCAAGACCAAACAUCACAGAAUUCACACAAAGGAGCGUCCCUAUGAGUGCGAUGUCUGUGCUAGAACUUUCACUUAUUCGGAUAAUUUAAAGUUUCACAAGAUGAUCCACACAGGCGAGAAACCGCAUGUCUGCGAUCUGUGUGGCAAGGGCUUUGUCAAGGCCUACAAAAUGCGCCUCCAUCGGGUGACGCACGAGAAGCGCGGUCCCUGGAAGUCUUUAGAAACGGAUACGGAAAACACCGCAAAAUCACAUGGCAUUAAAGAUGAAGUUCCCGAGUUUCUCAGUUAGUCAUAGUUUUACAGCGACCAAAUAUGCCUUUGUCGGAGGAGUAUGAAAAAUGGCUGCGUUUUUAAAUUACUUUACAUAUAGUUUUAUUAAAUUAAUUUUAGUGUGAAACAAACUGAUGUGCAGUUUUUUUGUAGUAACUUAAAGAUUUAACCAGGCCUGUAACUUGUAUUUCCUUAGUUUAUAGUACUUAGGAGUCAACGAGUAUAAUCUUUCUAUCCGAACAGUGCAAAAGGAAGGAAUUGUGUAAUUCAUCUUCUGUAUAAAACAAGUGUAAAUAUUCUUAGAUGUGUAGGUACUAUAUCUUGCUCACCUAUCAAAUAAUCUACCAAGUUUGUAUCUUUUUGUUGUACUAUAAAGCUGCCCUGAACUACG
Drosophila miranda is the source of this 1869-nucleotide messenger RNA. RefSeq names its product zinc finger protein 62 homolog. The record is from RefSeq and is a predicted model, not a curated record. The coding region runs from base 106 to 1497 and encodes 463 amino acids. Lineage: Eukaryota; Metazoa; Arthropoda; Insecta; Diptera; Drosophilidae. Gene Ontology annotation, molecular function: zinc ion binding. The transcript is spliced from 5 exons. Gene Ontology annotation, cellular component: nucleus.